Alternaria alternata is the source of this 1443-nucleotide messenger RNA. RefSeq names its product mitochondrial carrier. The coding region runs from base 189 to 1265 and encodes 358 amino acids. Gene Ontology annotation, molecular function: transmembrane transporter activity. The record is from RefSeq and is a predicted model, not a curated record. The transcript is spliced from 8 exons. Gene Ontology annotation, biological process: transport. NCBI's taxonomy places the organism in Eukaryota, Fungi, Ascomycota, Dothideomycetes, Pleosporales, Pleosporaceae.
CAACAUCAGCCAUUGUCGCCCGAGCUGCUCUCGACCACAAACCUCGACGCUUGACGCCAAUCGCGCACACCCGUUGCAUCCGUCGAGCCGGACAUCGCCGCGGCCUUCAUGGAGCUUGCCCGGCUGCUGGCCCGAUCGCGAUUGCCGUAGGAAGACUGCAGCGUCUUCCACAGCUAGCGAUAGCCAGUAUGCCUAAGCAGGAGGAGGGGAGGCCAAAUGUACAACAGGACAUUCCAAAUAGACCCAGAAAUCUGACCGAGGUUUCAAGAGCCGUCCUGCGUAGUGAGCAGGCAAAGCGAUGGACCAAGAAGUACCGCACCGAGGUCGCUGCAAGCUCCAGCAGUCUGCUAUCUACAUUUGCCGCAUAUCCUCUGGACUCAGUCAAGACCCGACUACAAGCCUACAAGUUCAACUCCUUUGCCGACUGCGUUCGCCACACCUACAAGACUGAGGGCUUCCACGGCUUCUACCGUGGUGUCUGGUCUCCUCUCGCAAGCAUAACCCUCGUCCGUACCGUGUCAUUCUCCAUCUACCAACGAUCCAAGUACGCGCUCGAUAAUUGGAUUUACCAGACCACCGGAACUUCACCGCUCGUUGUUGCGAACACCCGAGAUGCAUGGCCCACGUUUUCGACCAUUGCAUGCUUUGGCCUGGCAGGCGUCAAUGCCGGCGCUGCUAUCACAGUCAUCGCAUGUCCUUUCGAACUGACGAAACUGAGCGCUCAAAUCUCCGUACUAAUGGCUGAGCGCAACGACGGCGGCGGCAAGAACGAAGCGGUACGCAAGAGCUACCAGAAUUUGGGAACCUGGAAGACGGCGCAAAAUCUGGUUAAACAUCGGGGUUGGACAGGGCUAUACUCUGGAUUCCACUUGCAUCUACUUCGAGAUUCCAUCGGCACCGGCAUCUACUUUGUAACAUACGAAAGUGUGAAACAGGUCUUGGCGAAUGCGCGCGGCACCUCACCAACACAUCCACUGGCUGUAGUUGUAGCUGGCGGACUCUGUGGACUCGUCAGCUGGGCAUGCAUUUUUCCAAUAGAUACAGCGAAGAGUAUCUACCAGCGAAACUGUCUCGUGGGAGGAAAGGACAAGGCAACGCGCCCGAAGAUCCAUUUCUUUAGUCGUCGGAUGUAUCGAGGCCUUGGUGUUUCCAUGUCUCGCUCCUGCAUAGUCAACGCGAUUUUCUUUACUGCAUUCGAGUUCACCAAGAAGCGCAUCAACGGCAUGUCUUACGACGAGGAGCUUCUUCGCGCGAAUGACUUGUGACCGAGUCGACAUUCACGUACUUUGUAUCUCUGUAUCUGCAUAGGGGCAUGGAGUAGGCGCAUAUUUUGCUUAUAUCGGAGCGGAUAUGUAAACUAUCCUGGAUCCGAGUAUGUCACAAUGAGCACAGCAAUCAUCAUGGCACGCACGUGCAGCAUCCGGUCUUGAUAUCAGUCUCUAU